UUUGACGCAGUGGUUUGAAUAGCUUUGUGCCUUUGUGCGACACCAUGGCGAAUGUUCAUUUACUGAUCUGUGGCUGACGGGCAUGAAACAUGAAGGCAGAGGAACGCACGUUGGUGGCAUGUUCAGAGCUCUUGGUCAAGGAGGAACCAAAAGGAUGGAGGGCUUUAGAAGGGCAAACUGCCAUCGAAGCCUUGCACCGAACCGAUGAGUGGCGCAAACAAUACCAGCUUGUGCAGGAGGAUGGUCUUGCUUUGCAAAACGCACCUCAAAGUCUUCGCGGAGGAAAUGGGGAAGCCUUUUGGCUCGGCUUCCACGACUUGACAUUGAGGUUUGUUCUGAAAGAAGAUUUCUUUUCACACCCAGGACCUUUAAAGAGCAAAUGACCAAAAAUGAAUCGUUUUAAGCAACCGUAGCCGUAGAUUGCUUGUUUGUGGUUCCAUGGUCCUGAGCGAUGGCGGAGCGCAUCCCGCGUGGCCUGGUGGUGGGCCAAGCUCCGCCCUUGCCUCCAGAGAGUCUGUCCUCAGACUACAAGCCCUUGCAAGGACAACCAGAGAAGCGGUUGGCGCGGCUGGCUGGACUCAGCCUUGAUGAACUCUGGGCAUUUUUUGACCGUGUGGACCUUCUUGGUUGGUGUCCUGGAAAAAAAGACAGGAAGUCAUACCACCAGUGGAGUGCUGGUUAUCGAAAGCACCGCUGUGAUGGCCAUCGCUUCCCGCUGUCGGUGGCCCGACUUGUGGCUGCCCGCUUGCGACGCUUCGGCCGUUUAGAACGCUACGCGGUGGUUGUUCUUUGUGGGCGCCUUGUUGCUGCCGCAUUUGCGUUGAGUUUGGACCGGUGCGUACCAUGGACAGAGGAGCAGGAUGGUGUGCGCUUUCUGGUGCUGCCGCAUCCUUCGGGUGUGUCGCACUUCUGGAAUGAUGAGGAGAGCUGGCAUCGAGCUGCCAUGGUGUUCCGCUCGGCUUUGCGUGCUGCUGGCCUCCGAGCAUGUCAGGACAACUUGCAUGAAAGCACGGUGCAAACCCAACAUCAUGAAGCCGAACUUGAUGAGGAGAACCUCGAGAGCCUUGAGACAAAGACUCAGGUUCCCAAAGUGUCUCCACCGGCUGAACCUGUGAUUCGAAGCAAAUUUUUCAACGGCUCGAGACUCUCCUGUGCUGCAAGGGGGAAGGAACUUCUUCAAGAAUCCGCUCACAACCUUUGUCCUUCCAAGCCCUCUUGAAGCUGCGGGAGGCAGCCUAAACAAGCCAGCAAUCCUAUGCUACGUUUUCAAUUGGGGUUCGUUUGAGCUCCUGCCUACACAAGCUCCCCAACCCUCCGAAU
Molecule: messenger RNA, 1320 nt
Organism: Durusdinium trenchii
Lineage: Eukaryota; Dinophyceae; Suessiales; Symbiodiniaceae
Source: the annotation of a GenBank genome assembly